Bacidia gigantensis is the source of this 537-nucleotide messenger RNA. RefSeq lists its product as uncharacterized. Lineage: Eukaryota; Fungi; Ascomycota; Lecanoromycetes; Lecanorales; Ramalinaceae. The coding region runs from base 1 to 537 and encodes 178 amino acids. The transcript has 2 exons. The record is from RefSeq and is a predicted model, not a curated record.
AUGGAGACAGCGGAAGAUUUUGAAGAAGAUGAGCGUAGCACUCAAUCCAUGAUCUUCUACGGCUUCGACGCGAGAUAUCAUUACCCCCGAGAUAUUAUGCUAACGAUCCGAAUCUGCCACGCUACAGGCGAGACGCUGGACAAGACUGUAGAGUUCACCACUCCCCUCUAUCAUUUCAUGGGGCAACACUCCGUCGACUCCACACCAGCAAAUCCAACCGAACUCUGCGCGCACACCCUCUAUGGUGGCAAAGAGAAGAGCAACCUCGGCGCCGUCUGCACAUUACCAGCAAACGCACAGAACGCCAGGCGAACCCUAUCCAUCAACACCAUCCGCAAAUCCCCGCAAUACACAACAGACUACUACUCCUCCGCACUCGUACCCACUCUAGCAACCCAAUUAUUCGAAACCUUUUGCUUCUCCGCCUGCCAUUGCUCCGGAGAAGACGAAGAUGAGCAGCAGAAGAGGAAAGACGCAUGGACCCAGCUCGCUGGCAAAGUAAAACAAGCGAAUUCUGCAGAGAACAAAGGUCAGUGA